UUAAAAGCAAUUAUGAAAUAUCAAAAAAAGAAGUUCUCAUUUUGUUUAGUCUGCAGAUGACUUUACAUAUUCAUAGAUGCUUAUAGGAAAUCACUAAUUUGUGACUGAGCAGUGAUUCACUUUUUUGCCAGUUGCCUUGUCUUGAGUUAAGCUACAUUUGCAUUUACUUAAUUCAUUGCUCACAUUUCCUUCUGUCUUCCAGUUGCCCUGUUCCCAGUGGAGGAUAAUGGAACGGUUGUGGUUCUCUCUGCUGUUGCUGGCAGCAGUAUGCAGGGGACAGCCGUGUCCAAAACGUUGUAUGUGCCAGAGCCUUUCUCCGUCGCUCGCUAUCCUCUGCUCCAAGACAGGUUUGCUCUUUGUUCCCGCUGCUAUUGACCGACGCACCGUGGAGCUACGACUGCAAGAGAACUUCAUCACAGCUGUCCGAAGAAAGGACUUUGCCAACAUGACCAGCCUGCUACAUCUGACCCUGUCCAGAAACACCAUCAGUCAGAUUCUCCCUUCAGCUUUCAGUGACCUGAGGCGGCUGAGAGCACUCCACCUGGACUCAAAUAGAUUAACUGUGAUUAAGGAUGACCAUUUCAAAGGCUUGACCAACCUUCGUCAUCUGAUCUUGGCCAACAACCAACUCCACUCCAUAUCUCCUCAUGCCUUUGAUGACUUCCUGUCUACACUGGAAGAUCUCGACCUCAGUUACAACAACCUUGCUCAAGUGCCCUGGGACACGAUUGGGCGCCUAACCAAUGUCAAUACCCUAAAUAUGGAUCAUAACCUCAUAGAAAAUGUUCCCCAAGGGGUUUUCACCAACCUGCACAAACUGGCCAGGCUAGACAUGACAUCCAACAAGCUGAAGAAAAUUCCCCCAGACCCGCUGUUCCUGAGAAUUCCGGUUUAUGCUAAGUCCAAAGGCUCGCCCCUCUCUUCCCUGGUACUGAGUUUUGGUGGCAACCCCCUUCACUGCAACUGUGAACUUCUGUGGUUGAGAAGACUGACCAGAGAAGAUGACCUGGAGACAUGCGCCUCUCCCCCUGACCUCAGUGCCAAGUACUUCUGGACUAUACCUGAGGAGGAAUUUAUUUGUGACCCACCAGUUCUGACCCGCAAGUCACCUCAUACAGUGGCCAUGGAAGGGCAGCCUGCCAGUCUGAAGUGCAAAGCAAAUGGCGACCCAGAGCCUGAAGUUCACUGGAUCAGCCCUGAAGGGCGACUCAUAUCUAAUGGAUCCAGAACUUUGGUUUUCCCUAAUGGAAGCCUGGAGAUCAAUGCAACAUCCCUCAAGGAUUCAGGCAACUUCACCUGCAUCGCCUCCAAUGCAGCAGGUGAAUCCACAGGAAGGGUGGAGCUAGUUGUCACUCCAAUGCCCCAUCUGGCUAACAGCACAAGCCGCAGCCGAGACCCGUCUUCAGAACCUGCCCCCUCUGACAUCCUUACCUCCUCAAAGGUUGCGCUGCCGAACAACGAGACAAGAGGGACAGACCGGAGGGUCUCAUUGGUGGAACUGACGGGAAACUCUGCCCUCAUUAGGUGGAACAGUCAGACUCCAACAUCUGGAGUCAGGAUGUUCCAGGUCCAGUACAACAGCUCUGGGGAUGACACUCUGGUUUACAGGAUGAUUCCAUCCAGUAGCAAUGACUUCCUGGUCCGGGACCUGGCCGCCGGACGCAGCUACGAUCUUUGUGUCCUGGCUGUGUUUGACGAUGUCAUCACCUCACUGACUGCAACACGUCCUUUGGGCUGUCUGUCAUUCACCACAGACACGGAGUUCAGCCAGUGCCAGGCACUGCACAGCCACUUCCUGGGUGGUACAAUGAUCAUCAUCAUUGGAGGGAUCAUUGUUGCUUCUGUGCUGGUUUUUAUUAUUAUCCUAAUGAUACGAUACAAAGUUUACAGCAACCAAGGGGCAGGCCACGGAAAAGCAGCCAUUGCAGCAACUGCAGCAAGACCGCAGAGCAACGGACAAGGAGGAGGAGGACAGGUCCAGGUCCUCCCUCGCUCUGCCUCAAAAAUGCCUGACAGUCAGGACGACCAAGCAAUAGCGCCGUCCAGGGCCAUGUCGCCUAGCAACACUCUGAGAGACACUGUGGCAUUGGUCGAGGAGGAGAGCAGUGGACGGAGCUUAAUGACAAGGACUGACUCCUUGGUCAAUGAGGAGUUGCUCUCACCCACCAAGGGGCGUUUCUCCUCCAGGGUCGCCAUCGAGAUGAAAAGCAGACCGCCAUCUGUCGCCAAAGAGCCCACCUCCCCCAAGGAACUGGCAGAACCCUGAUGUUGUUGUUCUGAGUGGCAGAUGUGGAGAAUGAACGUCACCAACAGGGAGAAGCUGGUGAAAACACUGAAGGAAAAAAAGGCCCUAUAGCUCCUCUCCCGUAUCUCCUCUUUAUUGUACCCAUUAUUUUGUUUCCAUGGAUAUCAUGACGUCAUAGACCUGUACUGUCUGGUUUACUUUUAACUGCUUAUCUUGGUUCUCGUGUCUGGAUUGGACAAACCCUGUGAAGUUCCGGUGUCUUUUUAGCUGUUGAUUGGCCAGUUGCUGCAGGAUCCAGCAUGUUGGUGUGAUCAUCAUUGAAUUUUCCACUUUGAAACAUCCGUGUCAGUGUGGAAGUGGAGACAGUGGACGUAGAUCGUUUAAAGUGCAACACAAAGAGGCAAAUGAACAUGUCUUAAAAUAAAAAUGGACAGAACAUAUGAAUGAACUUCUCACCAUCCGGAGUGGCAUCAACAUACACAAAGAGAUACCAAACAGUAUGAGUUGGAUGCAUAGAUAAUCACAUUCAAAUUGGAUAUACAAUGCAUUAGACUGCACAAGCAGAAAGGGAAUAUUAUCGCACAGAAAAGAACCUGGAUGGGUCUGGUUUUGGAUGUGACCAUGUGCUAAACACUCAAACAAUAAUGGCUCACUCUGGUUUCUGCAACUGAACAUAAAGGACUCUAAAUGGAUACACUUUAUUAAUCAUUGUGGAAUAAUGCAAUCCUGCUGAACUGUACUGAGCUGAUCCUAUCCGGGCUGAACUGAAGCUGGAUCUUAACCUUGACCGGACCCUAUUAUCUCCCAGUCAGAUGUCUGUUUCUGAAAGCAUGCACAGUAUAUUAGGGAACUUUAAUGAACUGGUUUGACCUGGAUAGACCUGAACUCCUCCUCCUUGUGGAGCCUGAAGUUAUGUUGUGCAUUGCUGAAGGAGUCAGACUGUGCAGUGAUCUGAUGCAGACUAAACCUGGACAAGACUAGACAGGCCUGUUAUCUAUUGGUCUUGUCUGUGUAUUUCACCACUCCGGUCCAAUAUCCACUGCUCUUGACUGGACGAGUCUGGUGAGGACCUUGUGGACCUUUGUCAACCUCCCUCACAUCUCUCCAGGCCCAUUUAAACAGACCCAGUGAUCAGGUGGAAACACACAUAUCUGAAGUCAAGAAGGAAUCAGAUAAACAGAAAAAAAAAAGUUGUUGGGAUAUCAGUUAGCCAAAUCAGUUUCACCAUUCAUCCUCACUGAUAUCAUCCAACGUUUUCCUAUCUAACUCAUCAUCCCCGUGAUCCCUGAAUAUGCUCACAGGUCCACGGUUCUACAUCGAAACUAAAAAUCCUUUAAUGUGACGAAAAAACACUUUAUCACAGAAUAUGACUGCACCACCUGCAUUGUUAACAUCAUAGUUGUCCUCAAUCUUCAUAAUCACACCUUGAUGAUUACCGUGAAGUGCAGUUAUGUGCACACAGCAUCACUGAUAACAUCGCACUUAAUGGUCCAUUUCUAAGGAAUUAAAGUUUCAUAUGUGUCUGACACUUAUCCCUUUAUAUUAAUCAUCAGAACAUGUGAUCUAUGCUAGCAUCUCUUUCAUCGUUGCCAGGCUUUGACCCAGACACCAUGCUGAUUGUUGUAAAUGGGAUAUGUGGUACACAGGUGCCAUCUCAAAUUUGUAUCUAACCAUAUGUGUGCGCACAUAGUUGCACUGACAUCCUUUCGCCGUUGUCAUCAUUAUCAUCAUGAUUGUCACGUUUCCUUGCAGAGCUGGCAGAAGAACAAAGAGAAAGAAAACCUCAGACCUUUUGACCCAUUGCAGACAAACACAAACACUUUGUCUUCACUUUUCUCCUUCUGUGUUCCCCUUACUUUUUUCUUUGGGCUUUAUCUUUUGUAUGUGUACAUAAAGCAAUUCAAAUCUUAUAGUUUUGUACAUGUAAUUUUUAUGGUGUGUGGAAAUUUUCUAAUAAAAUAAAGAAAA
Messenger RNA from Scatophagus argus, 4213 nucleotides. RefSeq names its product leucine-rich repeat and fibronectin type III domain-containing protein 1-like protein. The record is from RefSeq and is a predicted model, not a curated record. Lineage: Eukaryota; Metazoa; Chordata; Actinopteri; Scatophagidae. The transcript is spliced from 9 exons. Gene Ontology annotation, molecular function: protein binding. The coding region runs from base 227 to 2266 and encodes 679 amino acids.